GUCGGUGGUGAUUGUUGUCGACAAUGGAAGUGCAGCAGGCGACGAGUGAGACGAUUUCCCUCGGUCGGAACCUUGGAACCUUGGUACCUUGGAAAUAUGCCCAGGUGGUGGUGAGUUGGAUCCGUCAGAGGGCAACCAUCCGUCCAUCCAAGAGCAGUCCAAGCCGGAGAGAUGUUGUCAGCAUCAGCAAAGGUACAACAGACAGCUGGAGGUAGGAGGUCCGCCGAAAACCAAAUGAGGGAUUUCCCUCAAUAUGCACCGAGCCCCGCUUCGUACCGUUGGGACGAGUUGGUAGACCGGCCAACACACACUUGUUCAAUAAUAAAAUACAAACAACAUUGGAAUCUUUUUCAUGCACCUGGGCAUAUAAUGUACACCUGGGAGGGAGGGAGGGAGGAAGGAGGAAUACUUCUCUACUACCUACUCAACCCAACGGCUGCAAGUGUGUCUGUUGAUGUGAAGCAUUCCCACGAUGAUGUGAUGAUGAAGGACAUCAGUCAUCAUCAUCAUCAUCAUCAUCAUUCAGCUGGAAGGAUGUCAGGGAAACACCGCCCAGCGCUGACCAUGUCAUUCAUCUUCAGCGCCCAUGGACACACGCUGGGCGACUAUUAUAGUAACCGUAGGGUGAAGAGGACAGGGAUGCCCGCCGGCGAUGAUAUGAGUGGACGUCAGCGGACUUGCGCGCGCCCGCGCCUGAGCGGCCAACCAUAGGUGUGAAUAGCCCUGGAGUUAACAGCUGGGGGAGCAGCUGGGCAGGAAUGGAAACCACCCGGGCAGGAAUCUUCAGCUUCUACGUUUUUAUCUCUCGAGCGCGCGACGGUUUUCAGGGGACUCGUGUACACAUACACACAAUGCACAUACACUCACACACACACACACACACACACACACAC
Dissoconium aciculare CBS 342.82 is the source of this 893-nucleotide messenger RNA. RefSeq lists its product as uncharacterized. Lineage: Eukaryota; Fungi; Ascomycota; Dothideomycetes; Mycosphaerellales; Dissoconiaceae. The transcript is spliced from 2 exons. The record is from RefSeq and is a predicted model, not a curated record. The coding region runs from base 172 to 711 and encodes 179 amino acids.